Blepharisma stoltei is the source of this 339-nucleotide messenger RNA. The record is from the annotation of a GenBank genome assembly. NCBI's taxonomy places the organism in Eukaryota, Ciliophora, Heterotrichea, Heterotrichida, Blepharismidae.
AUGAAAAAGAGACUUCAGCUGAAGGAAUGUGCGCGUUUGACCCUUUUGGAGCAAUUUUUGCGGUUUCUUAUCCAAUUGCAACUCAAAAUGUCAAAGAAUUAUAUCAAACUGACUGAUGCAAGCAACUAUGCAGAUGGCGCUAUUUUGUGUGAAAAAAUUAGUGCCCUGAAAACAAAGGAAUUAAGUGAAGAUGGACAAUACUUGUUAGCCUAUACAUUUGAAAAUAUGAUUCUGCUGCUUGAUGUACUGGAUGGCCAAAAGAAACAUAUAUUUAAAGAUUUCCAAAACGAAAAUGGAUGGUUAUGACUAAUAGUUGUUGAGGGAGGAUGGGUUCCAUAG